Oncorhynchus kisutch (coho salmon) is the source of this 3653-nucleotide messenger RNA. Its product is annotated as BTB/POZ domain-containing protein kctd15. Gene Ontology annotation, biological process: protein homooligomerization. Gene Ontology annotation, molecular function: protein binding. The coding region runs from base 791 to 1600 and encodes 269 amino acids. NCBI's taxonomy places the organism in Eukaryota, Metazoa, Chordata, Actinopteri, Salmoniformes, Salmonidae. The record is from RefSeq and is a predicted model, not a curated record. The transcript is spliced from 5 exons.
GAGCUAGUGUUUGAGGAGUAAAACGUAUCUGCCUGCAAGCGCUCGGGGCAAGCAUCUCCAUCUACUAGAGCGCAAUAACUGAAAUGGCACAUUUUGCCUAAGGCGGUUUUUGCAAUGGCAUAAUGCAUGACGAUAGACGUAAUUUGGCUUUAAUGCCAGGGAGAUGUUUAAAUAUAAAACUAUUGGGGAGAAAGACGAGAACACUACAGAACUGAGAGGAUCUGCGGGCGCCCUGAAUAUGCGACAGUUUUAUUUAAGAGCCUAUCAUUUAAUAGUUUUAUGGACAUUCACAGUAUCCCUUUUAUUAGACAUUUUAUCAAAACGUUUACAUGUAAGUUUUUUUUUAGGACGAACGUAGCCAAUUUUCACACUCCUACAUCCGAUGAGUGAGUUAUGACAAUUGGGAGCAAGAUUAAACCGAACACUGCUACCCAUGCAGCAGACCAGACUGCUCUCCGUUGGAAUAAAACUGCGAUGUUUUUUGGUCAAAUCAAAUUUACGUGUGAAAUAAGAAACAGUGGAUCUCAUUUUCAUCUUGAACUGAGAUGUGGCGAGAUAGAAAAGGCUGCUCUAUUAUAACAUAAUCCUUGCCCUGCAGGCGUUUGAAUAGCCCAGAGCAAGAAUUCUUCUAGCCCGCUUCUUAUUUAGGGACCGACUGGCUUUCUUCUCAUAAAACUCGACGGUUUCAUCAUAUCAGAAAAGGAAAGACCCGGACAAAGACAGAUAUACAGCAAACGACGACCAAACUGGCAUAAAACAGCGAUACAAUUGGAAGGGAGAAGAGAUUACUAUGUCUUCUCUAUCCGUGUCCUCCCAGGAGGGAAGAAGCAUGUCCAGAAUGUCUAUGAGUCGUUCUCCAGUUUCUCCAAUGAAUGCCCAGGGCAUCCCAUCACCGGCCCAGCUGACUAAAGCCAACGCCCCGGUCCACAUCGACGUGGGAGGACACAUGUACACCAGCAGCCUGGGUACUCUCACCAAAUACCCAGAGUCUAGAAUCAGUCGUCUGUUUAAUGGAACAGAGCCCAUUGUACUGGACAGCUUGAAGCAGCACUACUUCAUCGACAGGGAUGGAGAUAUAUUCAGAUACAUCCUCAGCUUCCUCAGGACCUGCAAACUACUGCUCCCAGAGGACUUCAAGGACUUCCCCCAGCUAUACGAGGAGGCUCGCUACUACCAACUGACACCCAUGGUCCGCGAGCUGGAGCGCUGGCAGACGGAGCAGGAGGGCCAGAAGAGACCGCCCUGCGAGUGCCUGGUGGUCCGAGUGACCCCUGACCUGGGGGAGAGGAUUGCCCUCAGCGGAGGGAAGGUGCUCAUCGAAGAGAUCUUCCCCGAGACUGGAGACGUCAUGUGUAACUCUGUGAAUGCCGGCUGGAACCACGACCCCACGCAUGUAAUCCGAUUCCCUCUCAACGGCUACUGCAGGCUCAACUCAGUUCAGGUUCUAGAGAGGUUGUUCCAGAAGGGCUUCAGCGUGACGGCGUCAUGUGGCGGCGGAGUUGACUCCUCCCAGUUCAGCGAGUACGUCCUGUGUCGCGAGCUCCGCAGGGGUCAGCCCACCGACACCACCAUCCACAUCAAACAAGAGCCUCUGGACUAGGUUGGGAGGAACAGAGGGACCCGUGAGAGAUCAACACGUCCGGUGCUGAUUUUCGAGUCCUAUUUACACAACUUUAAGUGGAAAAACACACAAGGACUCUUCAUGCUUGGGAAUAUAAUUUGCCAGUGGCAAUGUAGACUGGACUAGCAAGAUGUGAGAGGGUUGUGAUUCUAUGGAGACUCAAAGACACUAAAGGGAUCCUCUGAGAUGAGUCUGUCUGAGGUGAGCUCAUUAGCUGUUUGUAUAGAACUCUUACUGCUGCCAUUUCCAACAGAGAUACAGUAUCUAUCAGGAUCCAAGUGAAACAGUCCGUGACUUCUGGGCUGUUGACAACUAGGAGGAAAUAGCUCUAGUAAUAUGGUGCUCAAUUCCAGCUUAGGUUUAACUGGGGACUCCUGUUCAAGCCUCAGGAUGGGUCUACUGGUAUGACCGAUGACCUCCGCUUGAGAGCCAUUAUGGCUGCGUUUACACAGGCAGCCCAAUUCUGAUCUUUUGUCCAAUGAUUGGUAAACUGUAUAAAUGCAACCAAAAAUGGCCAUGCCCUACCGCAGGAAGAACAGAACAUGUCUGUGUUUGCCUCAUUUCUUGACGACUUCCUACCCAAGAUCUGACUGUAACGUGUAGGUAUUUGUUCAAUUAAAUGUCAAAUGGACAAUAUGGGGUUUCCAAUUUGUAUAUAUAGUACCAAUCAAAAGUUUGGACACCUACUCAUUCAAGGGUUUUUCUUUUUUGUACUUUUUUUUGUUGCAUUGUAUAAUAAGAGUGAAGACAUCAACAUUCUGAAAUAACAAGUAUGGAAUCAUGUAGUAACCAAAAAAAUAAAGUGUGUGGGGUGUAUAUAGAUAAAGGCCCUAUUUGGUAAAAGACCAAGUCCAUAUUAUGGCAAGAACAGCUCAAAUAAGCAAAGAGAAACUACAAUCCUUCAUUAGAAACACGCGCAGUGGACAUUAGACUGGUAGAAAUCUGUAUUUUGGUCAGAUGGGUGCAAAUGUGAGAUUUUUGGUUCCAACCGUAGGUGAACGGAUUAUCUCUGCAUGUGUAGUUCCCAAGUGAAGCAUUGAGGUGGUGGUGCAGGGGUGCUUUGCUAGUGACACGGUCUGUGAUUUAUUUAUAAUUCAAGGCACACUUAACCAGCAUGGUUACCACAGCAUUCUGCAGCUAUAUGCCCACCCAUCUGGUUUGCACUUAGUCCCACUAUCAUUUGUUUUUCAACAGGACAAUGACCCAACACACCUUCAGGCUGUGUAAGGGCUAUUUGACCAAGGAAAGUGAUGGAGUACUGCAUCAGAUGACCUGGCCUCCAAUCACCCGACCUCAACCCAAUUGCUUGGGAUGAUUUAGAGCGCAGAGUUAAGGAAAAGCAGCCAACAAGUGGUCAGCAUAUGUGGGAACUCCUUGAAGCUGGUUGAGAGAAUGCCAAGAGUGUGCAAAACUGUCAAAGGGUGACUACUUUUGAAGAAUCUCAAAUAUUUGUGUAACACUUUUUUGGUUACUACAUGAUUCCAUUGUUUUCACUAUUCUACAAGUCCAAAUAAAAACCUUUUGAAUGAGUAGGUGUCAACUUUUGACUGGUACUAAUGUAAAACUUUCCUGACAAAUGUUCAUGAUGUGAAAACUGUAUGUGUUAAUAUGGUGCACAUUUCACAGAUUUAACUGCAAUUUCAGUUAAUAUUUAAGGUAUGUUUGCUUAGUCAUUUUAGUUUGUGCAGCUGUAUUGAUAACUGUUUUUGGCAGUUUUUUUAAAAUUACUAAUCUCUCGUGGACAGCCAAGUAGCUGGGAGAUUUUGGUUCUGGGUUGCAGAGAUUUGUAAGACUCCAGUAAGCCAAACUCAACCUGGCACAAAGUGCCUUCAGAAAGUAUUCAGACCCCUGGACUUUUCCCAAAUUUUGUUACGUUACAGCCUUAUUCUAAUAUGGAUAAACCCCCCCCCCCCCCCCCCUCAACACACAAUACCCCACAAUGAAAUAACAAAAACAGGUUGUCUCAUAGGAAAGGGGCUGAAUACUAAUGUAAAUAAGGUAUGCUUUUAUUUUAUACAUUUGCAUUUUUUUU